Molecule: messenger RNA, 939 nt
Organism: Pelodiscus sinensis (Chinese soft-shelled turtle)
Lineage: Eukaryota; Metazoa; Chordata; Testudines; Trionychidae
Product: olfactory receptor 51G2-like
Biological process (GO): G protein-coupled receptor signaling pathway
Cellular component (GO): plasma membrane
Molecular function (GO): G protein-coupled receptor activity; olfactory receptor activity
Source: RefSeq, a predicted model, not a curated record
AUGAUGUCAGCUUCCAAUGACACCAAACACCAUUCUGCAGUUUUCUUCCUCACUGGGAUACCAGGGCAGGAAAACGUGCAUCUCUGGAUCUCUAUCCCCUUCUGCUUCAUGUAUCAGAUUUCAGUAGUAGGCAAUUCAGUCAUUCUGUUCAUUAUAAAAACAGACUCGAGCCUCCAUGAGCCCAUGUACAUUUUCCUUUCCAUGUUGGCCCUCACAGACCUUGGUUUAUCAAUAACCACCAUGCCGACGAUACUGGGCAUAUAUUUGUUUAAUUCUAAGGAGAUCAGCCUCAAUGCCUGUUUUGCCCAGCUGUUCUUCAUCCACACACUUUCAUUAAUUGAAUCUUCCAUGCUGCUGCUGAUGGCUUUUGAUCGCUUUGUUGCCAUCUGCAUCCCACUGAGAUACGCUUCUAUCUUAACCCUGCCGAGAGUAGCCAGGAUGGGGCUGGUGUUAGUGCUCAGAUCGGUGGUCCUAGUAUUCCCAGUCCCCUUUCUCCUGACACGAUUCCAAUACUGUCGAGACAAUGUUCUCUCCUAUUCCUACUGCCUACACCAGGACGUCAUGAAAUUUGCUUGUUCGGACAUCACCGUCAACAGCGUCUAUGGCUUGUCGGUUAAACUAUUAACAGUGGGGUUGGAUGCUCUGCUCAUUUUCCUCUCUUAUGUGAUGAUUCUCAAAACGGUGCUGAGCAUCGCGUCUGGCAGGGAGAGCCUCCGGGCCCUGAACACCUGCGUCUCCCACCUCUGCGCUGUCCUGAUCUUCUAUACCCCAGAGAUUGGUUUGUCUGUGAUACACAGAUUCGGGAGUAGCUCUUCCCACUUGCUUCAGAUUCUCCUUGGAUAUGUCUACCUACUCGUCCCACCCCUGAUGAACCCGAUCGUGUACAGCGUGAAAAGCAAACACCUGCGUGCGAGGGUUAUCAGGGUGUUCGUUAAAUGA